Lineus longissimus is the source of this 4737-nucleotide messenger RNA. RefSeq names its product DNA-directed RNA polymerase II subunit RPB1-like. Lineage: Eukaryota; Metazoa; Nemertea; Pilidiophora; Heteronemertea; Lineidae. The record is from RefSeq and is a predicted model, not a curated record. Bases 1 to 2055 code for a protein of 684 amino acids. The transcript has 3 exons.
AUGUACGAACAUAUACUUUUUGAGAACUUUCGUUGGUACGGUUCGGCUGCAGUGAAGCGUGAAAUAAAAAAGCCCCCACCUCCUCCUAGUCCUACCAGGUCAUAUUCGAAUGGACCUAUCUUCCCUAAGAAUCGUUCAAUACCCUGUAGCCCGACCACUGGGUCCCCGACUAGCUGCUACCUUCAGAGCCCGCCCCCUCCCAGCCCGACUGGCAACUGUGCAAAUGGUCCUAAUUUCCUUCAGACAUUCCCAAAACAAUACAAUAGAAUACUGGCGAGUUCAGAAGACUAUUUCCAGCAACAGAACCCACCACCUCCCCCCAGCCCCACUCGGGCCAUGAAUAUGGCAAACGGGCCAAACUUUCCUCAAAACUUAUCCUCGUCGAAUUCUGCAUAUAUUCAGAGUCCACCUGUUCAGUAUAGUUCAGCAAUGCCAGCGUUUCCUCAGAAUCCAUCAAUGCUAUUCAGUUCCCCAGGUCAGGGUGUUUCCAACAUUCCAUCAACUGACUGCUCCACAGGUCUGACAUUUUUAAAUAGCCCCUCAGUACAGAUGCCCUCUAGCCCUACUCGCUCUGUCCCUCAUAGUCCAACUAGGAGCCUGUCAUGUGCGAGUCCAUCAAUUGAAUAUCCUCAAAGCCCAGUUUGGUCUUUUCCUCGUAAUCCAAUGCGGAGCUUAUCUAUACAGAGUGCACCAGAUCAGGUCCCAUCUAGUCCGAUUCAUUCCGGGGCUUCUACCCCUACGAGGAGACUAUCAUUGGAGCAGUGCUUUCAACCGCAAUAUCCCCCUUGCCCAAGUAGAACAAUGCCUCUGAGCCCUAUUGGGAGCAUGCCUUGUAUCCAAAGUUCCCAGCCACAUUAUCCAUCUAGUCCAACUCAUGCUAUGCCUCAUAGUCCUUCUAGUACGAGGCAUAUAUCAUUUGUGCAAAGUUCACAGCCCCAGUACCCAUCGAGUCCAACUCGGACAAUGCCUCUGAGCCCUAUUGCCAGCAUGCCUUGCAUUCCAAGUUCUCUGACUCAGUAUCCCCCCAGUCCCACACGAACAAUGCAUUAUAGCCCUACUACUACAAGAAGACUAUCAUUGGAACAAUAUCCACCUAGUCCUAUUCGAACAAUGCCUCUAAGCCCGAUAGGAAGCAUGCCCUGCAUUGCAAGUUCUCUGCACCAGUAUCCCCCUGGUCCAAGUCAAACAAUGCCACAGACCUUUCUGCAAAAUUCGGAACCCCACUUCCCCUCCAGUCCAACACGAACGAUGCCUCACAGUCCUACAAGGACUCAGCCAUUUGUGCAAAAUUCACAAAUCAAGUACCCCUCCAGUCCAACUAGAGGACUGCCUCAUAGCCCUGCCAUUACUAGGAGUCAAUCUUUCGUUCAGAGUUCUCCUGUACCCAUUCCCCCAAGCCCAACUCGAAACGUUCCACCGAAUUCAAUAUUCCCCAACACGCCUCAGUUUCCUCAGAGUCCAGGGCCAUGCAGUCCUUCAAGACCUACUUUCUUUCCACAAGACUUGUCAUUUCAACCGAGUUCUGCAAAUCAGUUUCCUUCAAGUCAAUCUCAAACAAUUCCACACAGCCCCACAACAUCUUCUUAUUUGUAUACUCAACCAGAUCCAAUUCCCACCACUCAGACUCGAAUUCUGCCUUCUGAUUCUGUAGUUGACUUUCCUAUUGGGCCUCCAAAUUCACAGGGCUCAUUUAUGUCACGGAGCCCAACAAGACCUAAUGCUUUCCCACAGAGCCUACCAACUCAAGUGCCUAGCAUAUCUCAAGGGCAGCAUAUCUCAAGUGGCCAAACUCGAACCAUGGCUCAUAGUCCUACUCAGAAUCCAUCAUAUCUGCAGAGUCCGACUGGCCCAGUUUCCCAACAAAACAUGCCUGGCAGUCCAUCUAGGAAUCUCCCUCUUAUGCAGAGCUCAUUCAUGAAUGAAGCAGGUCAACAUGAUUCGAGCGGUAUGGCCCGGAGUCCAUCAUUCCCGAUGGAUCUACUGUUUGCGCCAAGCCCUACUGCCCCACCUAAUCAGACAUAUCCAUAUAACUAUGAUAUCUCACACAAUCACUGAAUGGGAAACACUACUAGAAACUGUCUGUCUUGGUAAAGGGUGCAUUGACUGAAGUUUAUCCCUUGGGUGAAGGACUUACGGUGUAUGCACCCUGUGGAAUAAGCGGUAACCUCACUGUGUAUCUCCCACCCCUCAGAGGCAAGGCCAGCCACCUCUCUUGAGCAAAUCCAGCCACUGACUGAAGGCCACCUCGUAUGGGCUGUUUAUAUAACUAGCAGCUUCCUCACUGUGGCAAGAACUCAUUCCAACACUGAUGACGGAGAUGCAAUGUUGUUUGAAAGCCUGGAGAUAGUACCUUGUGUGUCCUGGCAUAGCCUCACCCAAGUGAGGGAGCUGUAACUUGGAUGAACGAUAGAAUCUGAGGUUGGAUUUGCUCGGAGAGUUCUUUGGCCUUAACUCAAUCAUAGACGUGGGAGAUACUCCGAGACAUUGCUGCUGAUUCCACAGGAUGGUAUGAACUGUUUUGUUCAUGUGAGAGAGAAACUGUUUGGACAGUUGUAUGUGUUCAUAAAUAGCAAUGUAAAUGUGUGAUGUAAGGAAGACUACUGGUGUAAACGAUAUUUGUCAAAUGGAGUAUAUGGGAAUAAGUCUGUUACAUUGUGAUUUGUCUGGUGCUAAAUUUUGUACUCAAUUGUUGAAAUAAUAUUGUCAUUGUUGGACUCAGGCGUUGGCAUUAUACACAUGCGCAAUCAAGGGGAACCUGGAUUAUUAUAAUUGCUUCAGCUGCUUUAAGCUGCCCUUGCUUGUUAGAUACGCUCAUGUAGACAGCUGCCACUGUGCCACUGUUUGCAGCAGCUUUUAGGUUUUAGUCAGGUUCCUACAGGCAUUAGGCGUCGCUGAUUUUUACUAGGGUAUGCUGUGGUAUGUCCUGACCACAAAAAUGAUGUCAAAACUCAGAGGAAAUUAAAGUCAUGUCUCACAUAAUGCAAUUCCCUAGUGACAGUCAGCUCCGCAUAGCAGCUGUUGUAGUCUUGCUUGUGCCCUUUUAGGGUAAGGUGGGAACCCAAAGGUCUUUUGUCAUUCAUGACAAUAAUCAUCCGACAGGAUUUGUCAACAGAAAAGUGUGUACAUGUAGUAUGUUGAUUUGUUAUAACAUAAUUGGGAUGGUUGUUUCUUAAUACUUGCUGUAUGGCCAUUGUCGAUUUUCGUAUUAUCACUUGACACUUUGUGGAAUAUUCAUAUGACUGACUUAGUGGCUAUGAACGGCAUUGUAAGAACAGUUUAGGUUGUGCUCAUUCUUGUAGUUAUUGGUCAAGGUUCAUUUUAGAUUUCUUUGUUACUCUUACUUCAUGUUACUCUCAUGGCAAAACGUGACAUUUGCAGUUGUAGUAUACAUAUGCUGUUAUGUUGACUCUCACAAGUUACUAAAUGGGGUUUUGGUUAUUGGUCUGUCAUCACAUCUUAACUCUUUCAGCCUGCAGGCCGAUUUUGAAAGUCUGAUUUUCAGAAAUUAGAAUCGGUUUUUAGAUCAAACCGCGCGUAACGAGUUACGGAAGGAAAGGGUAAAUACAUUGAGCACAUUGGCCACAUUAGUAUUCUAGCAAACUAGCAUGUAAAGUCUCUCUCUAUUGUUUUAUAGUACUUAUUAAGGCACAGAUUACGGUGUACCAACGGCACUGAUGUCAACAGGGAUAAGUGAAGAAUUAGUUGUCCACACUAAAAGCCUCAUUAGCAUCCACAGUAAAUCUCUCGUCGUUCCCAUCCAGAAUGGUACUUUGUAUGGUCUUCCAGAAAAUUCCACUGUUUCACUCGGCGCAUAAAAAAUUUGGGUGGCAGUGUAGUUUGCCGUAGCAUGUAACACCUGUGCUCAAACAGUUGCAAUGCAAUGUUUGGACUUUUCCAGUUAGUGCAUUUGACAAGUCCAUAAAAGAAAGCGAAGUGUAAAAGUUAUAAGACACAGUUAUUUUCAUGUAUAAACUUGAUGAAUUAGUCUUCUUUUCUUGCCUGUUUCAACCAUCCCUGAUUGCGUUGUUAAUUCUUUUUGUCAAAACUUGCUGUGGUUACUGGUGCUGGUGUUGGUUGUGACGGUCUUUCGAGACCAUAUUCCAUAUUUUGGGGAAAGGGUUAAGUUUUGAGAAUGCAAAUUUGAUAGAAGUGGAGAUGGGGUGUGACUUAAGAUGGUGAUGUGGGCAGGUCAGCUGCAACAGAGAAAUGUCCGACUUCACUUUCAAAGAACCCUCUUUAUAAGUGACAGUACAUUUGGUCCCAAAUAGGCCAUUUUCAUUACAUUUGCCCUCUUUAAUCAGGACACCACUCAAUUCAGGACAUUUUUCAGUCCCAAGGUUGUUCAUAAUAGAGAGGUUUCUGCUGUACUGAAUUCUACCAUGCCUGUCGAUUGUGAUUGGGGCAUCUGUCAUAAACAUUUAGGCCAAUGUAAGAGGUGAAACAUCAUCAACUUCACUGCUCAAAUGAUUGUAAUGUUUGGAGAUAAGAAAUCUUGUUCUUUUAAGAGAUUCGGUUUUCACUAACAGCAAUGGUCGCAGACAUGCAAUGUGAUAACUAUCACAUGGUGAUUGAAUGUUCGCUUUAGAUUGUUACAUGUGCAGGUGAAAUGAGUCUCUCAAAGGAAUGCACAGAUUGGAUCUAUUUCAUGAUCACAAUGUUACAUUUUGUACUGUACAGAUAGAAUCAUGUUCAUUUUAUGUAUAUUGGAACAAGAAAUAAAUUUGUGCAAUAUGUUUA